AUCACCGAAUAUAUAAAUAUUAAUAUUAUUGGUAUUUUACAAGAGAAGAUAUCUGAAAUGCAAACUAUUUAAUAAAUAUGAUGUUAUUCUUAUAUUUUCCUUAAAAAGUAAAGCUGAAGAAAAAAAUAAUUUCAAAAUGUUGCCGCAACAGUAUUGUUUGCGGUGGAAAUACCAUCACAGUAAUUUACAGACCAUGUUCUCUCAGCUAUUGGAUCGUGGUUGUUUUUGUGAUGUUACAUUGGCCUGUGAGGGACAAUUGAUUAGAGCCCACCGAGUGGUGCUGUGUGCCUGUAGUACAUUUUUCGAUACAGUCCUUACCAACUACGCUAGUGAACGAGAUCCCAUUAUUAUAAUGAAGGAUAUAACGUUCGCCGAUAUUAAAUGUUUAAUUGAAUUUAUGUACAAGGGUGAAAUAAAUGUGGAACAUGCGAGUCUAGCAUCUUUACUUAAAACUGCCGAUGAUCUCAAAAUAAAAGGUCUGGCCGAAGUAACUUGGCGAGAUGAUGAGGAUAUUCCUCCACCACCCACACCACAAACAGAAUUCCAUUCACCAUCACAGUCGCGCAAUCGCUAUGAUAGUUAUGGUCACGAAGCACAACAUAGAUCUCAAACGCCGGAUACGGAACGUGAACAGAAAACACCAUCACCCAAACAUUCGACCACAGCUACGCGCAUGCCCACACUGACUCCCAUACCAACAUCGGCGGUAUCAAUAGUAGCUGCUGCCAGUUCGCCAAUUGAUUCAUAUUUGGGACCAAAACGCAAACGGGGUCGACCACCAUUGGAUGAUGCCUACGAUGUGUUCAAUGUAAGAAAAUUAGGGCAUUAUUCCGAACCAGGCGAUAGUAGUGCAUACUUAGAAGGAUCUCAGUGCAAUGAUGAACAAAACAACCACGGCGCUACAUCUCAGCAUUCCAGACCAAACUCCCCGUCAGCAGCAUCCGUUGUUUACCAACAACAUAUCCAACAGCAAAAACAACGUUUACGUUAUCGACCAACACGAGUCCAACAUGAAGACGAUCUAAUGGAUGAUGAAUCGGCCACAGAACCGGAAUGGAUAACUAGUUCAUUAGAACAUGAAAAUGAACAAAAGGAUCCAUUGGAUCAAGGGGAAGAGGACGAAGAGGAACUGCGAGAUAUAAAAGAAGAAAAUGAGGAAACUGCAGCUAACAAACGGAAAACGGAAAAACAUUCUAAGGAAUCUACACCAGAACAUCCAAACAUGAAGGCGCUAAAACGCAAAAGCUCUAAAGAAGAAGCAUUGCAGCACAAAUCGGAAAACGAGGAUGAAGUAGAAACAAUGGAUCCAGCUAAUGUGCCACAAACUGUGGAAGAAAUAGAAACGGUACAACAGUCAACAAAAGAGAAAUCAACAUCUUCCUCAACAAAUAAUAAUUCAUCCGCAUCAGCUACACCUUCUUCGGCAUCAUCGCCAUCCACAAGUGCAGCUCACAAGUCUUCAACUUCAGCGCAUCAUCACCAUUCUCAUCAUUCUCACCAUUCCCACACACAUUCUCAUCAUCCUCAACCAGCACCACCACCUCUUCACCAUCCACAUCAUUAUGGCAAAUAUGUACCGGAAGGUUAUUUGAUCAAUGAACACGGCAUCCUAAUGACUCACGACUUUAUACAUGCUCCGACGGCUUCAAUACCAACAUCAUCGUCUUCAGCUUCCAAUGGUCAUCAUCCGGACGAAUAUGUCGAUAUAAAAAUGGAGGAAUUCAAUGAGGCCGAGUUACGUUUGACAACAGAAGAAAUGUCUCAGUGGCAGGAUGUUAUUAAAAUGGAUGACUAUUUGGCUAAAGGCAGGCGGCCCCAAUUCUGGGAGGAACCUUUUACGCGAAGAGUUCUUGAUGCCAUAAAGAAUAAAAGACUUGAAAUGAAAAAAGCAGCUCGUAUUCUGGGUGUAUCAUAUGGUACACUUUAUGGACGUUACCGUGAAGUAUAUGGCUGUCUCAAACAUCCGUAUAGUAGUACAUCAUUAAGACCAUCGCAAAGCAGCGCUUUAACUGUGCAACCCAGAUUUGAUAUUGUAUGGCCCUCACCGAAACCGGGACAAUUGGAUAUUGGUAAACUAAGACCGAAAGACUUAAGUGAACUUUGGACUCGGCCGCAAAUGUGAAAAAAGUUUCCCCACUACGCUUUGCACACAAAGACAAAAAAGUAAACAAUAUGUUUUGUUCAUUUUUUAAAUAACUUUUUUUGUAAAUAAUAUGAAUUUAAUAAAUUAAUUUUAAGAAAACAAGUAUUUAAAUCUUUAGCUAAGUUAAUCCAAAAUCCCAAACUUUACUAUAAACAAAUAAUAUUAAACAAACUAAAAUAAAAUAUCUAAACAAUUUUUAGUAAAUUAUGCAAACAACUUUUGAAUAAAAGACAUUAUUUAGUGUGAGGCUAGAAUUUAAGUAUUUUUGUAUUAUUCCUUUAUGAUUUAUGUGUGUAUUUAUGUGUUUUUUGUUUUACUUAUUAAAUACAAUUAAAUAGAAAAUUAAUUUUCCUCUAAAAAAAUAAAGUUAAAGAUAAGAUCUAUAAUUGGCUCUGUUUUGUUAAACGAAUAGUUUUUUUGGAAUCAGAUUUUUUAAUCACAAAAAUUUGUGUUUUAAGAAAAAAAAGUGCUUAAUUUAAAAUAAAAAAUAGCGCAUAUCUAAAAUGUUAUUUUCGAAGACAUUUAUUUUCGAUACUAAAGCUUAUUCAAUCACAAUGUGGUAUUUUCGGCUCUAAAUGUUCGUAUCUGUCUUAGAAACUGAUAAUUUCGUUUUACAGAACAGCGCAGAAUUAUUCUACAAAUAUUGGUUGUUAUAGGUUGGAAUACCUAAUAAACUAUUUUCUCCAACUUCAGAUAAUUUGACAUUUAAAUCUGAAAACUUAGUUUACAUAGUGUCGACCUAUAACUAUCAAUAUAAUGAAACAAAUAUUAUUUCCACAUUUAUAUGUAUUUAUUGAUUAAAUUAAAAGAAGGAAACAAUAUAAAAAUUGCAAAAAACAUGAUAUUAAUGUUUUAAUUUUGAAUGUCAUUGUAAUAAAAUAAAA
Messenger RNA from Lucilia cuprina (Australian sheep blowfly), 3027 nucleotides. RefSeq names its product protein tramtrack, beta isoform. The record is from RefSeq and is a predicted model, not a curated record. Gene Ontology annotation, molecular function: protein binding; DNA binding. Gene Ontology annotation, biological process: regulation of transcription by RNA polymerase II. The transcript has 7 exons. Lineage: Eukaryota; Metazoa; Arthropoda; Insecta; Diptera; Calliphoridae. Gene Ontology annotation, cellular component: nucleus. The coding region runs from base 137 to 2122 and encodes 661 amino acids.